AUGGAGGAUCGGGAGACAGUGACCAAGGGAGGAUCAGGAGGAGCAUUACUCCUGCAGCACGAGGUGUUUCAUUUAAAACUUCACCUCUUCCUGCUUUUAAAAGAGCGCGCAGCGCAACGCGCUCUAAGGAACCUCGCCCGAAACCCGUCUUGUUUUGCAGCGCACUCGACGAACGCGCACAAAAAGACGCCGCUGAGGAACUUGUCUUCACGCUUGUCCUCUGGAUACGACAAAGGCGUGCGGCCGGUUAAAAACUGGCGACAACCUAUCAUUGUUGCGAUCGAUGUGAUGCUGUACGCGAUACUCAAUGUGGAUGAGAAAAACCAAGUGCUUACAGCGUAUAUCUGGUAUCGACAGCGGUGGACUGAUGAGUUCCUACAAUGGGACCCUGUUCAGUAUGACGGCAUUGAGCAAAUAUCAAUUCCCACGAACAACAUCUGGGUUCCUGAUAUUAUGAUAAGCGAGUUCGUGGAUGUGGGGAAGUCGCCUGAUAUCGGAUAUGUCUAUCUAAGUUAUAAUGGAACGGUAAUGAAUUACAAACCACUGCAGGUGGUGUCCGCGUGCAGCCUGGAUAUCUACAGCUUCCCUUUUGAUGUGCAGAAUUGCACUCUGACCUUUACCAGCUGGCUUCACACGUCCAAUGACAUUAACUUAACCCUGUGGAGGACCACUGAGGAAAUUAAAGAAGACAAGUCCAUCUUUUUAAACUUUGGAGAAUGGGAGUUAAUAUCUGUUCCCAAUGAGUUACUCCACCCUCUCUAUGGUGAAAACCGCUUCUCCGAGUUGAAAAUUUACGUGGUUAUACGCAGACGGCCUCUGUUUUAUGUGGUCAACCUGAUCAUGCCGAGUGCUUUCCUGAUGGUGAUGGACAUCGCUGGCUUCUACCUGCCGCCAGACAGCGGAGAGAGGGUCUCCUUUAAGAUUACACUCCUUCUGGGCUACUCAGUGUUUCUUAUCGUAGUCCAAGACACGCUGCCGGCCACUCCGAUUGGGACGCCACUCAUAGCGGUGUAUUUUGUGGUGUGCAUGGCUUUGCUUGUGAUCAGUUUGAUGGAGACCAUCUUCAUUGUGCGACUGGUCCAUAAGCAGGAUGUUCAGUCUCAUGUGCCUCCCUGGCUUAAAAAGUGGCUUCUCUCCAGAGGUUCCGUCAUUUUAUGCAGAAAGCAAAUUCCCUACCCACGCAGUGUCACCUUUCCCAACGAUGGAGCCCAGAAUGCCGCUGAUAAUGAGAACCCAAGUCCCUUUUUCCGCUGUGAGGAGAAGGUCUGCGAGCAUGGAGGAGAGGGCCAAAUGCCGACCAGCACCAUACGUCGUGUCCUCAGGGAGAUUUCGGGCCUCAGGAGGCAUCUGGAGAAGCAGGAGGAGGAGAAGCAGGUGACUGGGGAGUGGCUGCAAGUAGGGCACGUCUUGGACAGCCUCCUCUUCCGGCUCUACCUGCUUGUGAUCGUGAUGUACACCCUCACCCUCGGAAUUCUCUGGUCCAUCUGGAGUUACUCCGAAACAUUGUGAAUGGUUUGAGUGACUGAUGAUUUAAGCUACACUGUUGGUCAUGAUAUUACUUUGAAAGUCUCUUUUUCAACAGCGACAAUAGCAAACACCCAUAAGGUAACAACCAUCUCAAAACGCAGUUCUUUAGCCUUGGGGGGACCCCUGAUGGCAGCUGUCCCUGUGCAGCAGAAUGUCAACACAGCACAAGCCUGAAAGUGGGCAUGUCUGCCAGUAUGGUGUAAUGUUGGAAGCAAUUUUACAUAUACAAGAAAUCUAAUGACAUUUCUGGAAAGGAAACGAAUUUAUAUUGUGUAUUCUAUAACAUCAGUAAUAUUUCGGUAAUAUUUAAAUUUUGACUAAUUUGGACCUUGGUGCCAGCACAAAACAUCAGAGGGAUCUUCAACGUCCACCAUGAUGCAGAUGGUGGACAUUGUACAGUUUAUGCUGUCACAGGUAUUAACCUGGGGGUCCAGGUUUCUUGGACCACAUAUCUCUGCAAUAGGCGGCAAACGCGCUACCGCGCAGCCUUGUAACAAUUUACCUUCCAUUGCGAUCUAUCAGGCUAAGCACUGGGCUGGUAUGCACAGUAAUUAAACAUGAUUAGCGAUUUGUCACAGCGCCAGCUUGCAUUUAGGAGCUGCAAAGUAAGGCUCGGGGAUUCCAUCACUGCUUGUAAGAUGUGGUUGCCUGAGCUCAUUCAGCAGGCUAACUAGAUUUCAUAGAACACAAAGGUGAAGCUGUGGCACGCAUGACAGAAGAACAAAUAAACAUUAUUGAAUUACAUUGGUUGCAAAUGACCUUUGCAAUCCACAAAACACGGUUAAAAUUGGAGGCUUCUGGAGAGGAAAAACAUUUUGAAGGUCGUCUCAAGAUUGUCUUCAUCAUUAAGCAUAAACAAGUGACCGUAAUAAUAGGAAGGAAAAAAAAACCGAUCACAUCACUGCGCUGUAACGAGUAAUACUCCACAAGUAGGGUAAACAACAUGGUCGAGCAGUUGCACAGCGUUUGUCGAACUGCACUACGAUACCAAGGAUAAAUAUCAGGCCGUGACUCACAUCAGUGGCGAGCUAUAUCUGAGCUGGUCCUGGGUACCACCUUAUCGGUGCGAGAUGUUAACUAAAUCGCUUCGUAUACAGGAGGUCGUGGGUUCGAUCCCAACC
Petromyzon marinus (sea lamprey) is the source of this 2648-nucleotide messenger RNA. RefSeq names its product 5-hydroxytryptamine receptor 3A (gene HTR3A). Gene Ontology annotation, cellular component: postsynaptic membrane. Gene Ontology annotation, biological process: monoatomic ion transmembrane transport. Gene Ontology annotation, molecular function: extracellular ligand-gated monoatomic ion channel activity; transmembrane signaling receptor activity. Lineage: Eukaryota; Metazoa; Chordata; Hyperoartia; Petromyzontiformes; Petromyzontidae. The record is from RefSeq and is a predicted model, not a curated record.